This is a messenger RNA of Wasmannia auropunctata (little fire ant), 1064 nucleotides long. RefSeq names its product mediator of RNA polymerase II transcription subunit 8 (gene MED8). The record is from RefSeq and is a predicted model, not a curated record. Bases 126 to 911 code for a protein of 261 amino acids. Gene Ontology annotation, molecular function: transcription coregulator activity; RNA polymerase II cis-regulatory region sequence-specific DNA binding. Gene Ontology annotation, cellular component: core mediator complex; mediator complex. The transcript has 7 exons. Gene Ontology annotation, biological process: regulation of transcription by RNA polymerase II. Lineage: Eukaryota; Metazoa; Arthropoda; Insecta; Hymenoptera; Formicidae.
AAAGGCCGUCAUGUCUGCUGCCGACUGCCGAGUGGCGACAGUGCCCGGAGAGACAUAUCUUCACGGCGACGAAUGAAUGGACUGAAGAGUGAAAUUCGUGUCCGUUGUAUAGUAAAAAUUACGCGAUGCAAAGGGAGGAGAAGCAACAGGAUUCGGCCUUGGAGGCCUUAAUAAUGCGAGUGAACGAUCUGAAGACCGCGAUCGCCGCGAUGAUAUUCAAGGUGGAGCACGAAUACGAAACCUUGAAUUGGCCGAAUUUUCUUGACAAUUUCGCUCUUAUUUCGGGCCACCUGACCAGCCUCUCGAAGAUCCUCGGGCACGACAAAGCGCUCAAUCUCAGGGGUCUGACGGUUCUACCGUUGCGCUUGAGUCCGGAGAAGGACGAGGAGCUGCUGCGACUGACCGAGAAUCGAAUCCCAACAUUCGCGCACGAUUUGGUGCCGGAUUACCUGAGGACGAAGCUUGAGCCCCAGGCCGAGCAGAAGAUGAUGCAGUUGGAAGCCAAGGCCGCGAACGUUAACAUUGACACAUCACACGACUACAAUAAACAACUGGCGCAAUAUACGAAGGUAAUUAGCCACGUGUGGGACAUAGCGAAUAAGGCGCGCGAGGAUUGGGAGGGCGAAGUUAGCACAAGAGCGACACAAGCGCAGACCAGCAGCGCUGCCGAUACUCAUGCCCUUCUGGCCGCUGUGGGGAUGGGUAAAGGUUUGAAAUCUGAUUCGAUUCAAAUGGUUCAAUCCGGCGUGAAUCCGGUACCCAACAGCAUGAUGGUGGGCAGACCCGGUAAUCAGCAGCAAACGACGGGGCAAGGGCCACUUGGUAAUCCACCAAUGGGACAAAUGAACAAGGCGCCAAGCGCAAUAAAAACGAACAUCAAAGCGGCGUCCCAAAUCCAUCCUUAUAGAUAAGAAUAUUGUAGCAUCUUUUUCAUUUAAGAUGUAUCAUACAAUGACUGAUUAUUCAAACACUGUAUUUGUGAGACACGAUCGCGUACGAGCGAGGAGAAACGCACUUGUUCAUCACGGGCACAGUGACAGCCUCCAAGCCUUGUUCGUGCAACC